Malurus melanocephalus (red-backed fairy wren) is the source of this 3600-nucleotide messenger RNA. RefSeq names its product DC-STAMP domain containing 2 (gene DCST2). The record is from RefSeq and is a predicted model, not a curated record. The transcript is spliced from 26 exons. Lineage: Eukaryota; Metazoa; Chordata; Aves; Passeriformes; Maluridae. The coding region runs from base 1 to 3600 and encodes 1199 amino acids. Gene Ontology annotation, cellular component: membrane.
AUGGGGCUGGUGUCGGCCCUGAGCAGAGCCCUGCGGGGCCGGAGGGGCCGGCGCAAAAACCGGGCCCAGCGGCCUGGGGCCGAGCAGCGGCCGGAGGAGCUGGUCAAGGCCCAGGAGUUUGCCCGCAGCAUCGGUGGUUUCACGCUGGGCCUGGCUUUGGCCAGCCUUUAUGGUGCUCUGGUGCUGCUGGUGCAGGGACACAAUGUCUGGUACUGCCUGAGCGUCACCGUCAUCAUGGGCGCGGCRCUGGGCCUGGGCAUGGCCUUCUCCAUGAAGACGCGGAUGAUCGUGCUGCUGGCCCUGCCGCAUUUCUUCACCAGGGAAGGGAAGAUGCUGAUCAUGGUGCUGGCGCUGUGCYUGACGGUGCAAGGCCCUGGCACCAACCUCAUGCACAACGUCUCCCAGAUGGCCAAGGCGCUGUCGUGUGGGGCAGAACUGGCUCAAAAUCAGACGGCCGAGCGGCUGCAACGUGCCAAGGAGCCGCUGCUGAACUUGCAGAAAAAAAUCAAGGACAUCGGCCAGAAUGCCAAGGUGGUGGCUGACCGUGUCCGCAAGUUCGUCCGUUCCAUCAUGGACUCCAUCAGACACGUCGCCCGGACCCUUCGCAAUGUCUGGCUGUGGUUGGGCAAGAUCGGCAACAUCUGCAACCGCGAGCUGGGGUCACCCCAGGGCAGCUGCAUGCGCUACAUGGACAAGGCCAAGGACAGAUGUGAGCGUGCYGUCGGCAUCUUCUUCCACAUCUGCUAUGUCGUCCACAGCUUCAAGAUCCUCUGCAAUAUGAUCCCCCUCUCCACAGUUGCUGCUGUCUUCUGCGUCAUCCCUCAGUACAUCCAGGCCUUCAUCCGGAGCAAUGUCGCAGUCCCCCUCACGGACGCCCUUAACCGUGUCCGUGCGGAGUUUGAGUUCAACAUCUCGGUCGUGCACCACUUCAACGUCAGCCUCAAUGCCAGCAAGAGCCUGGGGGAGGUGUCUGCAGACAUGAUGGAGGCUGUGCGGCGGCACAUGGAGCCCUACCACCGCGCCCUGGAGCUCUUCUCCUACCUCUCCUUCUUGGCUAUCCUCUACUUGUGGUACCAAGCGAUACGGUACCGACGUCGCUACCUGCGGGACGACACCUUCGACAACGUUUACAUCACCCGGCGCUUCGUGGAGAUGGACCUGCGGUGCGCAGAGCAGGGCAAACCCACCGUGCUGCCCCUGUCGGCACGGGAGAGGGGCCGAUACAUCCCCCCAGGUGCGCUGUGGCUGUCAAAAACGGAGCGACGCCAGUAUGGACUGCAGCUGUUUGCGUUCCUGCGCCAUGUGCUGCUGGGGUUCAGCAUCCUCYUGGCUGACUACACCAUCUUCUGGCUACUUGACCUGUUCCGGCACCAGCUGAGCGCCGAGAUCAUCGCCAGGGCACCAUCAACGAUGACCAUCAGCGUCAACGGGACRGGCUACACCAGUGAGAUCUUCCAGGAUCUGGUCUCUGCCUUCAAYGCGCUGCAGGAGGGCAAGGUCUCGGUGCUGUCCCAGAAAUGCCUCAUCGAGCCCGUGGAACCAGACCACAACACCCACAUCACCAUCGGAAUCCUGUACGGUGUCUGGCUYUUCAUCGCCGUCUUCGGCUCCUACAUGGCGCGUCUGCGCCGGGCAGUGUGUGCCUCCUACUUCCCAGCCCGUGAGCAGGAGCGCCUGGCCUUCCUCCACAACAUCAUCCGGGCACGGCGGGAAUGGGUGGUGUUUGCCCUGAGCCGAUCUGGCACACAGCGCAUGGCUGAUACUGGGAAAAGCAGGCUCUUCCUGAUCCUCAUCUCCAGGUUCCCUCUCCUUGUCCGCCUCUCUCGCAUGUUGGGCAUCCAGCGAAAGCACUGCCUGACCUGCGGGAUGGCAGAGAAAUCAGAUUUCACCGCCUGCAUCACACCCAACUGCAAAGGGCUGUUCUGCAGCGAGUGCUACAAAAACCUGAACAACACCUGCUCUGUCUGCAUGGCCCCCCUGAGCUACCCAGACUCUGGGGAUGAGGAGAUGGACUCCAGUGACGAGGAGAUGCCAGAGCUGGGUGCUGUGCAGUCACUGCGGGGAGGCGGGGAGGAGCAAGGGCAGCCCCUGCUGCAGCGCAUCAGGGACAGGAUAAAGGGCUGGAGAUUCCCGUUCAGAACGGCCACCGGGGUGCAAGAUCAGCCGGAGGAGGAGGAGGAGAGCGAGGCGUUGCUCUCCAAACGGGACUUAGACCAUGAUGAGCAGGCUGAGAGAAGGGACAGCAAGCUGCAGGAGGUGGUGGUCCAGCAGACAUCCAGCGCUGUGGAGUCAGGGGUUGGGACUGAGACACGUCGGAGGCAGAAACCCCCCAACUCAACCCUGAAGCGAGUGGUGGUCUUUCUCCUGCCUGGCCUGUGCAGCCGGUUCCUCUGGAGCCGGCCAGAUGAGUAUCGCUGCAGAAAAUUCUUCCUGGGCGCUGGCUUCGGGAUGCUCCUCGGCCUCGGACUCUGCCAGCUCCUCAUCAUGCCUCUGGACCUGCCGGAGKCACAGAGGCUGAAGCUCACCUGGACGCUGACAUUGAUUACUGCCUUGGGCUGGGCCACGUCCCCCCACUUCCGCUGUGCCAACCUGCUCAUGGUCCCCAAGUUCCUGGGCAAGGAGGGUCGGCUCUACGUUCUGUCCUUUGUCUUUGCUGCCAUCUACGCUGGGCCCGGUGCCAACCUCUGGCACAACCUGAUGGAGACCAAGCGCUCGAUGGAGUGCGUGGUGGAGCUGCAGAUCAACCACACGGGAGUUCUCUGGCAGGCAUCCACAGCCCCCCUGCGCCAAGUCAUGGAAGAGCUGGUGAAGAGCGGCGAGACUCUCAACACCGAGAUGCAGAACGUCUCGCACGCUUUUGUGGAGCUGAACGAGCAGGUGGCCAGCCAGGAGGGCUACGACCUGCGGCAGCGCCCGGACAACGGCACCCACCGGGGCCCCAGCACACAGGAGCUGUACGAGAAAAAGACCAAAUAUCGCUGUGCCGCUGUGAUCAAGAAGGGCCUGCAGCGCUGYGGAGACCAUUUUCAGAGAAUGCACGCGGCCUGCAUGCUGAGAGUGUCCGUGCCCAUCAUCAGCCACCUCAUCUGCAUGCCCAUGCAGUUUUCGUUCCUCUGCCGAUCGGUCGGACUCUUGAAGUACUGGUGUGAGGAGAGAAUCCCUGUGGAUGGGAAUUUYGGGCAGGUGUACGACCAGGUGAACACCUCUGUCAACAGCCUCGGCCAGGAAUUCAGCGCCAGCAUCGCCUACCAGGAGGAGCACCGGGAGAUGCUGGAGGGCGUCGAGGUAGCAGAGCAGCUGCGGGARGAGGUGACCUCGCAGCUGCGGGAGGAGGGCGUCCGCCUGGGCCUGGCCGUCUCCUUCUUCCGCCUGCUGCUAUCCUUCACCUUCCUUUUCGUCUUCCUCUCGGCUUUCUACUACACUUAUCAAUACUGUCACAACAUCGGCUUUGACAACUGCUACAUCACCACCUACUUCCGCCAGAUCGAUGCCCGGCGUGAAAAGCAGAACAAGCGGACGCUGCUGCCCCUGCUCCAGGAGGAAGCCUCGGCUUUCAUCUUCCCGUGCCACCCGGCYGUGCAGCGGCCUGAGAGGCACUGA